Carassius gibelio (silver crucian carp) is the source of this 1247-nucleotide messenger RNA. RefSeq lists its product as uncharacterized. Bases 292 to 1119 code for a protein of 275 amino acids. Gene Ontology annotation, molecular function: zinc ion binding; nucleic acid binding. The transcript has 2 exons. The record is from RefSeq and is a predicted model, not a curated record. Lineage: Eukaryota; Metazoa; Chordata; Actinopteri; Cypriniformes; Cyprinidae.
UGCCUACAAGAUUUUGCGGUAUCUGGUUUUUUGGAUUUAACUUUUACUACCCUGAAAGAUUGUGUGGAUUUCUUUGAAGCCUGGAAGAAGAAAGAGGGUCAUAAGCUGCUUGAAGGACUGCAGCUCCAGCCAUUGUUUGUCCAGGACUUCAUCCCUCUUAUAAUUCAUGUAUACAACCCCUUUGUAGAGGAUUCGGACGUCCUGGCGUUAGUUAAGCGAUAUUGUGAAGCUGUGAGAGGAGGAGAACAUUUAAAAGACCGUUUUGGGAUUUGGAAUGGGAAGAGGAGGUACAUGGUGAAGCUGAAAAUUGACCCCUCUGUACAAGGUAGUGUGUUACAUCCUCCAGGCAGUUUUUCAAUUGGACCAAACAAAGGUUACUUGUACUAUCCUGGACAACCUCUAUAUUGUCGACGGUGUGGAGGACAGGGUCACGUGAAGGUUGAUUGCAAAGGAGAGAGAUGCAGAUUUUGUGGUGAGUCCAACCAUGUGGCAGGUAUAUGCACGGCUCCAAAGCGUUGCAGUUUAUGUGGAAGUGAUGAGCAUCUGUAUCGGGGCUGUCCAGGCAGGAAGAAAAGUUAUGCCAGUUUAUUUAAAGAAGGGGAAGACUUGCUGGGUGACUGUAAAGCCCUUGUUGGUGAGUGGUCCAGCUCAUCAGCAAGACAGACUGCACAUGCUGCUGAAGCCAGUAAGCACAGAUGGGAGCGGACAGCUGAAGUGAAUGAUAAGAUACUUUAUCGAAGGGAGACAUCCCCAGUGGCGGAGGAACGGUUGAUUGAAAUAAUUUCAGGUGAUGCAGAGGAGCCAAUUAAGGACAUGGAUCAGAAGGAGGACGGAGAUAACAAGAUGGAGGUAUCAGGAGGAAGAGGGCGUCGGCGUGCAGUUGAAAAGGAUGACUGUGAAGAAGAGGAAAGAGAGUGGAAGUGCUCGAAGCUCGAAGCUGCAAGGACUCUUGUUUCUUUAGAGGACUUAUUAGAUUUGCAAGAUCAACAGGUGGACAACUGGGAAUGGGGAGAGUGUGAGGCAGAUGGAGAAGAAGAUUCUCAGGAAUGGACUGAUGUAGUUGCAAGGAGAGUGAAGGGGAAGGGAGGCGGAAGUAGUGUUGGCAAAAAAGUCCUUUAAGUUUAAACAUUUCUAGGGAUAGUUGUGAUGUGCUGUUCAAAAUGUGCUAACUUUAAAAUUGGAAUGUUGUGAUUUUUGAGUUUGAAGUGAAUGUUGUAUGAGUUUUGGAGUUUAAUAAAAAAAAAAAA